AUGGCGCAACCAAAACGCCUUGACCAGGAAGAAGAGGUCGUUCCGGCGAUCCGUCACGAUGACGCCGAAUGGAAGAUCAUCCAACAGAAUACAUUCACCAGAUGGGUCAAAAAUCAUUUGCAAAAGGCUGGAGAAACUAUUGAGAGUCUGGAAACUGAUUUCUCGGAUGGUCUCAAGCUUAUUGCAUUGGCUCAAGUUCUCUCCCACAAGAAUGUUGGAAAAUUCAACAAGAAAGUGGCAUUUCGUUCACAGAAGCUCGAAAAUGUGUCUCUUGCGUUGAAUUUCUUCCAGAAUGAAGAGAAUAUUAAGAUUAUCAAUAUUGACAGUACUCAUAUUGUGGAUCAUAACAAGAAAUUGAUUCUGGGACUCGUUUGGACAUUGAUUCUCCAUUAUUCAAUUUCGAUGGGAUGGAUUCAAGAAAAAAGAGAAGAUGGAGAUAAUAAGGAGGAGACUCCGAAGCAAAAGCUCCUCAAUUGGAUUCGUAAUCGUCUUCCAGUUUCAGGAAUGCCGAUUUCCAACUUCACUUCCGACUGGAACGACGGAGUUGCUCUCGGUGCACUUGUCAAUUCGAUGGCUCCAGGAGCACUUGAAGACUGGGAAAAUUGGUCGCCAAAUGAUGCUCUGGAGAACACUGAGAAAGCCAUGAAGUCUGCUCAAGAUUUGCUUAAAGUUGCUCCACUCAUUGCUCCAGCUGAGAUGAUUCAUCCGGAAAUUGAUGAAAUGUCUGUAAUGACAUAUCUUUCACAGUUCCCUGCAACAAAACCAAUAAUAAUGAAGCCAAAGGUUCAAGCGACUAUUUCAAAUUUGGACAAAAUUCUCCAAGUCAAUGAUCCUAGAGAGUUUGAUUUGAAGCUUUCUCGUGAUGGAUUUAAGCCGAAAGUCUCGAUCCGAGAUGAAGAUGGACAGGAUAUUCAUUUGAGUCUUAAAAAGGUUGAGGAUAAAGAAAACGCCUACAAAGUCAAGUUCACUCCUACAAAGAUUGGAUUUAUCCACGUGGAUGUAGCCGCGAACGAUGUUCACACGUUUGAGACUCAGACCAUUCCUGAGGCUAGCGUCAUUUGUCAGGUUGUUCCAAUCGCCCGCCUUCUCGAUUAUAACAAAACCGCCAAAGUCGGAGAUGACGUCAAAUUCGCCGUGGUCGACGCCAUUGAAGGUCCUGUUGAAGCAAUUGUUGUUGAUCCAACUGGAAAAGAGCACCGAAUGGUUAUCUUGGAUGGUACAUCACCAGGAGAACAUUCAUUCGAAUACAAAAUUCCGUGUAUUGGACUACAUUCAGUCAAUGUUUUCCACAAGAAGCUCCCAUUGACCGGAUCGCCAUUCCCACUGCGUGGAAAACCAAAGAAUUCGUUCAAAGUGUGGGGACGUGGAAUUGCUCCAGAAGGAAUUCGCAAAAAUGAUGUCGUUGGUGUCCACGUUGAAUCGUUGGAUCCGGAAGAAAAUAUCGCCAACGCAAACAUUUCUUUGGAAGUGUUGAAACCGUCGGAUGGUUCUCAUCUACCAGUUUCAGUUGGCUACAAUGACGAAUCUCAGUCAAUGGAUUUCGAAUAUUCGCCAAAGCAAGCACCUGAUGAUCUAGAAGUACUCGUUAAGGUUGCUGGUGAAGUCAUCGAAUCUCAUAAGAUCCAUGUGGCACCGGAAAGCUCUUCGAAGAUCAGAGCAUUCGGAGCAGGACUUGAAGGCGGAAUUGUAAAUGAGCCAUGCGUGUUUGAUGUGGAAAUGAAUGGAGAAUCAAAAGAUCUAUCAUUUGCUGUUGAAGGACCAUCGAAAGCGGAAAUCGGAUGUCAAGAGAGACCAGAUGGUAGUGCUAUUCUAUCCUAUACACCAACUGUGGCUGGAGUUUACAAAGUUGGGGUGCUAGCCGACGGAAAGCAUAUUCAGGAUUCGCCGUUUGUUCUGCGUGUCACUGAACCAAUCGAAGGCCUAAAACCAUCAGCAACUCGAGUCACUGGUAUUGAUGAAUCGAAGGUGUACAACGUUGGUGAGAAGAUUCCAUUCCGUGUUGAUACUCGUCUUUGUGGAGUUGAUUUGGUGCCGAAAGUGGAGAUUUUGGAUCCAGAACUCAAUCCAAUCAGUUAUGGAGCUCGUGAGAUUACUCCAGGAUUGUUUGAGUAUACAUUGAUUCCCGACGCGCCAAUUAAGCACAAGAUUGAUGUCAGUGUUGCUGGAGUUUCAGUUCCAGGAGCUCCGUUCUCUGUCAAAGUGAAAGAACCAACUGAUGCUUCAAAACUGAAGAUUUUCGGACCUGGAGUCGAUGGACCUGUGUAUUCCAAAGAACCAACAAGAUUCACAAUUGAUGCCACACAAGCCGGACCAGGAGCUGUAGAAGUUGCAUUGAGAGACGAUCAAGGAGAAAAUGUCGAUUUGGAUGUUUUGGAUAAUCAAGAUGGAUCGUUCACUGUCAAGUAUACUGCUCAGAGACCAGGAGCGUAUCAGCUGAAUGUGGUUUUCGCUGGUGAAGAAAUUUCGCCAAUUGAGAUCAACGUAAAACCGAACGUGGAUGUUUCUGGAAUUCGGGUCGAGGGACUCGAGAAUGAGAAUUUGCUCAUCGGAUCUCACCUCCGCCCGACUAUCAACAUUGGUAAACUGGAGCCAAAAUCAAAAGGACUUCAGCUGAUUGAUGAAGUGAACGGAAAACGAUACAAUGUUCCAAUGAAAAUAAAUCCAGAUGGAACAUAUUCGACUGAUACUCCAUUGAUGGAAGUUGGAGAGCAUAAGCUUCAGCUUUUGUUCGACGAAAUUCCAGUUAAAGAGGCUGUUGUAGAGGUUAUCAAAGGAACAGAUGUUAAUAAGUGUAAAGCUUAUGGACCUGGAUUGGAGCAAGCUGUUGUUGGUGAAAAGGCUGUAUUCGAGCUGGAUUUGGAUGGAGCCGGAGAAGGAGCUCUGAGCAUGGAAAUGCGUGGACCAGCUAAAGCCGAAUCGAGAAUUCAGGAUCGUGGAAACGGAAAGUGCAGCGUCGAAUAUGUGGCUAAAGCUCCAGGAGACUAUGAGAUGGCAAUCAAAUUCGGCAAAGAUGAGCAGAAAGAGCAUGUGAAAGGAAGUCCAUUCAAGGCUGUCGUUGACUACAAAAAGGAUCCUUCACAGAUCACCAUCUCCGGAUUGGAUCAACCGAAUUAUCGUCUCAAUCAGCCAAUCAAUUUCGUGAUUGACACAUCGAAGACUAAAGACCUUCCAGUUAAAGCUACCGUUCCAAGUGAUUUCGCCCAGCUUCAACCAGUCGUCUCUAGAUCUCCGUCAAACCCACGUCAUCAUAAUGUGAGAUUCGUGCCAAGUGGAAAACCGAAUGUCUCGAUUCCAAUCGAAAUCAUCUAUGAUGGAUUGAAAAUUGACGAAAAAUUGGUUAAAGUGUUGCCAGAGGUCGAGCCGCAACUUAUCAAGAUUCUUCACGACAAGAAGAAGGAUUCGUUGACAACCACUCCCAUCACAACCAAUGCAUCACAUGAAGGGCAUGUUCCAUUUGACGUCCGCGAUUGUGGAAAUGUCAAGAAAAUCGAGUCACGAGUCUUUGGACCUGAUGGAAAAGAACGUCUGAAUCAUGUUAGAAGCACUGAACAAAAUGGUAUCUAUGAUGUCUCAUUUCCAACUGAUAUGGCUGGUGAAUACUGUGUUGUGUUCUACAUAAAUGGACAAGAAGUCGCCGCAAGAGUUCCAGUGAUGGCUGAGAAAAUCGGUCGAAAAGAGGAUGUGAUCAAGGAGGAAAUCGUUUUCCAUCCAGAAAUUGCUGAACAUUCUCCAACUGUACUCACUUAUAAUCAUCCAAUUGACGCCAAGAAAAAGAAGGCUCAUCCAGCGAUUCAAGUGCUUGCCGCGAAACCAGAUGCUGUUCGUUUGGAGCAUAUCCAGGAACUAGUCGAUAAUGGACAUCGAGUUGCUGAUCGCAUUGUGUUCACAGCUACCAAGUUGGGAACCAAUACACUGGAUGUGUUUUAUGGAGGAGAACAUGUCGAUCAUGUUGAGUAUGAGGCCAUCGGAAAGCUCGAAUACGAGCGAAUUCAAGCGGAACGCGCCAAAGUCGUUGUCGAGAAGGAAGACGACGUCGACAAAUACGAGAAACAGUACAAGGACGAACCCUCCUCAGCUCCAGCAGAUCCACGAGUUGCACCGACCAACGGAAAAGAGCCAACAACUGCUCAGGAAUCGAAGAAAAACGGGAAUCAACAAAAACUUGCUCCCUCUGCGGAAAUCGAGCACAAGCCGUUGGAAAAGUACUUCACUUUCCAGUUCAACGUUCGUGAUUUGGGAUAUCAACCAAAGGAUCUUGAAGCUAUCGUAAUGCCACCAACUCAGAAGAAAGAAGUCGCCGAGAUUAUCGACAAUCUUGAUGGAACCAUCUUGGUCAAGUAUACACCAAAAGUUCACGGAUCUCAUGAGCUCUCAAUUCUCCAAAAUGGUGCUCAACUUCAAGGAACUCCAAUAAAGUUCUACGUGGAUGCUUAUGGAGAUGGAUGGGCAACUGUUUAUGGACCAGGGCUUCAGAACGCUGUUGUCGGAGAACCAGCAACAUUCACCGUCUGUGCCAAGGGAUCCCAGGCUAAAGAGCUCUCCGUUAGCAUUGAAGGACCGGCCAAAUCGCAAAUCAAGAUCCAUGACAACAAGGACGGAACAUGCUCGGCUGCGUGGGUUCCACCGGUUCCAGGAGAGUACAAAGUUCAUGUGAAGUUGGGUGGAAAGGCAGUUAAGGAUUCUCCGUUCCGAGUGCUUGUUAUGGGAGAGGGACAGAAACGCUCCCAUCUCUCCGUCGGAUCGACAUCAGAAGUGGCUCUUCCAAUUACUCAACAAGAGCUCAAAGGAAUUUCAGCUUCCAUCAAGUCACCCGGAGGUAUCGAAGAACCUUGUUUUGUCCGUCUUUUGGAUGGUGGACGACUCGGAGUUUCGUUCACACCACGUGAAGCUGGAGAGCAUUUGAUCACUGUCAAAAGAGAUGGAAAGCUUGUUCCAAAGGCUCCUUUCAAGAUCAAAGUUGAUAAAACUCAAGUUGGAGAUGCUUCCAAGGUCGAGGUAUCUGGUUCAGGAAAGGCCAAGGGUAUCACUCUUCAAGCCAAUGAGCUUCUCGUCGAUACAUCGAAAGCCGGAUACGGAGGACUGUCAGUUUCUGUCCAAGGACCAUCGAAGGCUGAGCUCACUUGCAAGGAAGUGAAGUCAGGACUCAUAAAGGUGUUGUACACUCCAACAGAACCAGGAGUCUACGCGAUUGCCAUCAAAUUCGCUGAUCAUCACGUGAAAGACUCACCAUUGACUGUUCAAUGCACCGGAAAGUCUGCAGGUCGAGUAAUUCAAACCAUCCAAAAAGAUGUUGAACAACACGGAAUAUGCUUGCCAGAUCAAGAAUCUCACUUGUUCUUGAAGUUGUUGAAUACAUCACCAAUGGAUAUCACCGCUCGUCUCAUGGAUCCAAAGGGACACACUGAUGACAUUGAAAUGAGAGAUUUGGGACAACAAUACUAUCAAUUGAAGUUCACUCCAAAAAUGGAAGGAAUUCAUACUCUUUCUGUCAUGUACAAGGAUGCUCAUGUUAAUGGAUCACCAUUCCAAUUCACUGUUGGUUCAUUCUCUGAAGGAGGAGCUCAUAAGGUACGUGCCGCUGGUCAAGGAGUCGUCCGUGGUGAGACUGGAACUUUCAACGCCUUCAACAUUUAUCACCGUGAAGCUGGAGUCGGUGCGGUCGCUGUUACAAUCGAGGGUCCAUCGAAGGCGACACUGGAGUUUAAGGAUCACAAUGAUGGAAAUUGUCACGUGGAUUACAAGGUGGCUACACCGGGAGAGUACGUGGUGGCUGUGAAGUUCAACGAUCAGCACAUUCCGGAUUCACCAUUCAAAGUGUACAUCGCACCGGCCACUGGAGAAGUCAGAAAACUCGAAUUGGCUCAAUUCCACGGACAGGGAAUUCCUGCUGGAAAGGCUUUCACGUUCACUGUCCUCACUCACCGAGCCAAGGGACAUUUGGAGGCAAAAGUUGUGACACCGAAUAACGAGGUUGACACAAUUGACAUUGUUCCGAUUGAAGAUGGAGAGAGCUAUGCGAUGAGAUUUGUUCCAAAGGAAACUGGAAAUCAUUUCAUUCAUGUCACUCUUGAUGGUGCACCGAUGAGAGAAUCUCCAUUUAGACUUCGCGUCGGUGGAAAAGAUCUUUGUGAUCCGACUGCAAUCUCUGCAUCUGGUGAUGGAUUGGUGAAAGGUACAACUGGACAAAAGUGUGAAUUUGUUAUCAACACAGCCAAUGCUGGAGCCGGAAUUCUCACUGUUCAGAUGGAUGGACCAUCAAAGGCAACAUUGGAUGCUUAUGAACUGGAGAAAGGCUACAAAGUGAGAUAUACUCCAUUGGCUCCAGGAUCUUACUUUGCUUCUGUCAAGUACAAUGGAAUCCAUGCUCCGGGAUCUCCGUUCAAGAUUCCUGUUGAAGGAAAAGAAUUGGGAGGAAAUGGGUACAAUGAGACUUCCCAUGUUAAGAUUGACGCAGUUGCAAAGACCUCAAAGGGUACUGUAGCUGUCGUUCCAGAAUAUCAAGGAGAUGCCGCUAAGGUCACCGCAAAAGGAGCCGGUUUGAACAAGUUCUUCCCAGGACGUCCAGCUGCUUUCCAAAUCGACACUGGACUCGCUGGAACCAAUCUGUUGAUGGUGGGAGUUGUUACAACAAAAGGACCAUGUGAGGAAGUUGUCGUACGUCAUCAAGGAUCCGGACAUUAUGUGUGCUCAUACCGUAUUCCGGAUAGAGUCAAAGGAUUCGUUUUCAUCAAAUAUGGAGAUAAGGAAAUCCCCGGUUCUCCAUUUGCCAUUGAGCCAUAAGCGGCCUCCCUUCUACUGCUCAUAAUCUACACCGAAAGUGCUUUAUAAUUCAUUCAACGGUUUUUGUUUUUCUCUCGCUGCCCCCUAUCUGAUUUUGUUUUUGAAAUGUAAAUUUUCGUAAUUUGUUUUCCUAGUAGAUUUUGUAAUUUUUCCUUUUCAAAAGUGUGUUCUUCUCCCCCAUAUAACCGUUGCCAUAUUGCACAAAGUUUUUACCCCCUGAAUCUGAAAAACUUAAAAUAGUUUUAAUCAAUUUUUAAUUGUAAUUUCCCCGUUUGUUUGCCCCCAACCCGUUCAUCAACUGUUCUUUUAUUUCUCUGAAGAAAAUAUGAAAAAUAUCAAAAUCUGAACAAU
Messenger RNA from Caenorhabditis elegans, 7131 nucleotides. It is a transcript of the gene fln-1, whose product is annotated as Calponin-homology (CH) domain-containing protein. The record is from RefSeq and is marked reviewed. Bases 1 to 6780 code for a protein of 2259 amino acids. NCBI's taxonomy places the organism in Eukaryota, Metazoa, Nematoda, Chromadorea, Rhabditida, Rhabditidae. Gene Ontology annotation, molecular function: actin filament binding. Gene Ontology annotation, biological process: actin cytoskeleton organization. The transcript has 24 exons.